This is a messenger RNA of Rosa rugosa (rugosa rose), 2051 nucleotides long. RefSeq names its product protein RMD5 homolog. The coding region runs from base 370 to 1509 and encodes 379 amino acids. Gene Ontology annotation, molecular function: protein binding; ubiquitin protein ligase activity. Gene Ontology annotation, cellular component: nucleus; cytoplasm; GID complex. NCBI's taxonomy places the organism in Eukaryota, Viridiplantae, Streptophyta, Magnoliopsida, Rosales, Rosaceae. The record is from RefSeq and is a predicted model, not a curated record. The transcript is spliced from 3 exons. Gene Ontology annotation, biological process: proteasome-mediated ubiquitin-dependent protein catabolic process.
UUUUGCGAAUAAAACCUAAAAUCACAAAUCUAACCUCUCCGCCUCUCUCUCUCUCUCUCUCUCUCUCUCCACCGAUCCGCAACUCUCCGUCGCCGCCGUUCCCCUCCGUCAGUCGCCGCCGUUGGUCGCCGUGUUCUCCUAUUACUACUUCCGCUCUCAGAAUUCUCACUGAAAGGCGCCGCACUUCGAAUCUAGGAUUCUCUCGCGGGCACUUAGCAACCUCAUCAUGUCAAUCCCUAUUCCCUAGCCGUGAGCAUGCCAUGAUUUCAAAUACCUAAUACCAAGUAACAACCAAUGAAGAAAAAUAACUGUAAGAAAAUCUCUUUGCAUCUAUAUUUUCAUCACAGACUAUACUGUUAAAUAAAAUUAAUGGAGCUGAUUAAAGAUGCAUUUGAUCGUGUUACAAAGAAACAAAAGCUAUCAUGCUCCAAAACUCAAGAAGUUCUUGAUCUGAUUGACCAAGAAAUCAAGCAGACGUUACAGAAAAUACAAUCAUCUAAGGUUGAUUUGAAAUCUACCAUUGCUGAACUCAAAAACAAGUUAAAAGACAUUGCACCACUCAGUCAGACAGAAAGCAUCCAGAAGGAACUGAAUCUGGCAUUGAGCAAGCAUCCAAAGCUUCUCGAGAAAACCUUCAAUCCUGAUAUAGCCAAGGCUUAUAGAAACGUUGAGUUUGAUGCUCACACAGUUAAUGAGAUAAUAGGCAGUCAUUUCUAUAGGCAGGGACUUUUCGAACUUGGAGACUGUUUCUUAAGUGAAGCUGAAGAACCAGAAUCUGCAGCUGCUAUGAAAUCUCAGUUUCAGGAGAUGUUUCAGAUAGUUGAAGCAAUGAAAUGUCAGAACCUAGAGCCGGCACUGAAGUGGGCCAUUGGUAACUCUGAUAAACUCAAACCAAAUGGAUCAGACCUACUGCUGAAACUUCACAGUCUACAGUUCGUGGGUAUAUUACAGAAGGGAGACAGAGAUGGAGCUCUUCAUUAUGCCAGAACUUACCUUGCUCCUUUUGCUUCUGACCAUAUGGCUGAAAUUCAGAAGCUUAUGGUAUGUCUUCUAUGGACUGGAAAGCUUGAUAACUUACCAUACUCUCACCUAUUAUCCAAGGCCAAUUGGGACAAAGUGGCUGGGGAGCUAACCAGGCAAUUCUGCAAUAUUCUUGGCCAGUCUUACGAGAGCCCAUUGAGCAUGACUAUAGCUGCUGGAGUCCAGGGGUUGCCACCUCUUCUCAAGUUUAUGAAUGUAAUGGUAGGGAAGAGAAAUGAAUGGCAAACUAUGAAGCAGUUGCCUGUGCCAGUGGAGUUAGACCGUGAGUUUCAGUUCCAUUCUAUUUUCGUUUGUCCAGUCUCCAAGGAACAAGCAACCGAUGAAAAUCCACCUAUGUUGAUGUCAUGUGGACAUGUGCUUUGCAAACAGUCUAUUACAAAGAUGUCAAAGAACAGCACAAAAACCUUCAAAUGCCCUUACUGUCCUUCAGAUAUUGAUUCAGCACAGUGUAGGCAGCUCCAUUUCUGAUGUAUCUCCAAAAUCUAGCUGCAACACUCUUACCCAAACUUGUCAAGCUUGUAGCUUAUGUUUAUGUCGUGUAGUUCAAAUGUGUUGUUAUCGUGGAAAAAGACGGUUUGUCUAGCGUGCUGUUGAUCGAUGCCCUGGUUGUAAAUAGAUAUUCUUUCUACUGGCUGGUAGUUUAAGCAUUCCAGUUCCACUGUGAUCAAUUUGAAUGCAUGUUCUGGUUUCCCGAAAGUAAUGCACAUGCUGGAUCAUCCUGCUGAAGAAGUUCUGCUUCUCCUGAUGGGUCAUGUAAUGGGCUUAAUUAAAGUGUUGAGCUGGAUCUGUUUUGAUAUUUAUGGAUAUCAAAUCUAGGCCAGUACUACAAAGCCGUAUUUGGCGACAGCUUUAGAGUUAUUUCAUCUGAACUGAACUUUAUUAACCCAGCUCAAGCAGAAUGGCAGGUAUCCUUGAAUACUUUCUCACCUGUUACUAUCUGUAUCUUUUCAUUGUACAGAAUAGACAAUACAUGUGUAUCUUUUAGUAUCUUAAUUCACUCUUUUUUUAAA